Entelurus aequoreus (snake pipefish) is the source of this 1417-nucleotide messenger RNA. RefSeq names its product neugrin, neurite outgrowth associated (gene ngrn). Bases 164 to 1084 code for a protein of 306 amino acids. The record is from RefSeq and is a predicted model, not a curated record. Gene Ontology annotation, cellular component: nucleus. Lineage: Eukaryota; Metazoa; Chordata; Actinopteri; Syngnathiformes; Syngnathidae. The transcript is spliced from 3 exons.
CGGCCGUCGUGUUUACGGAAGUGCUUUACGGAGACGCGUUGCAACCAGGAAGUGGACACGUGAAGGGUAUUUAAUAUAGUUGCGUACAUCUGCGAUUAACUAACCCUAACAUUUAAGAGCGCAUCAUUUGUGAAUCUGCCGGAUACUAUUUAUUCAUAUAAUCAUGGCUGGACGUCUUCCAGUGUUAUCCAUGCUCGCUUCGCUCGGGGUUCGAACAGUGGCGUCGCCAUCAGUCGGCCACCAUAGGGUUCCCUUGAUGUUUGGCCGAUUUAGCAGCAGAGGUGGCGGGAAAACAUGGACAGAGCAGAGCGGUGGACACACGCAGUUCUACCAAGAAGAUGGCAGAGACUGUAUGAUGGAGGAUGUGGAGGACAAGCUGGAAGCUUUGCUGGAAGAGAGAGAGAAGAAUCGAAACGCUAUCAAGUAUAACAUCAUCAAAAGGAAAAUGAGGCCACCAGGAGCUCCAGAAAGGAAGUUAAGCUGGCAGGCAAUUGAACAGAUAAAAUAUCUAAGACAGGAGCAGCCAGAUGAGUGGUCAGUCAAGCAUCUGGCUGAAGGCUUCUCUGUCAGCCCUGAUGUGAUUGUCAGAGUGCUCAAAAGCAAAUUUAUCCCGGACCCAGCCAGAAAACUCAAGCAGAAUGCUAAAGUUAUGACUCGGCUCAAUCCUCAGGUGUUGCCUUCAGGGUCUGGGGCACAGCAGAGCAGACUGAAGCUGCACAGAGGCCGCACAGCAGAUGCACUCCUCCCCUCAGGAAGUCAAGAAAAUAGUUUGGUUCCUGUCGCUGCCCAUACUUUAAUAGGUGUCAACACAAACUCAGACAAUAAAUCCCUGGCUGUAGCUUCUGCACCUGUUACAGCUCCGGCAUCUCGUUUUACUUCUGCGAGCAACAUAGACGCCACAGAGAGGACGACAGCCGGGGACAACAGUUCACAUCCAGCGGAGGAGGAGGAAGAGAAUUGGGACGGAGAGGUGUUGUCUGAGGAACAGAUUGAGCAGGUUUGGGAAAUGAAGAAGCCUGCACCUGUGGUGCAAGUCGGGAAGGAUUUCUUUGAUGGCGAGGGCAAUUUUUUGUACAGAAUAUGAGCACUAGUGUUCAGCAAUGCCGUUGUGUUGUGAUGAGGAUAUACUGACCUGCUGCAGAUAUUUUCUUUUGAAAUAGUUAAUAAAAGUAAAUUAGGACUUCCUAAAAAGUUGUUUUGUUCAUUUCAGAGAACCAGUCUCCUCCACAGUAGACAUUUGAUUUUAUUUUGUCAGUUUCAGGGGCGUGUUGUUUUUAAGGACAUUUUGCAAAAAAGCUAGUGAAAGGUCAAAUCUAUGACAGCACUACAGUGUUUUUAAGAAUCUGCUGCAAAAUUACUCAAGGUUUUUUUUAAACUAAACUUGCAAGCUACAAACGCCAACAAACCAGUUGAAUAG